Messenger RNA from Sinocyclocheilus rhinocerous, 3133 nucleotides. Its product is annotated as suppression of tumorigenicity 18 protein-like. Gene Ontology annotation, cellular component: nucleus. The transcript is spliced from 20 exons. NCBI's taxonomy places the organism in Eukaryota, Metazoa, Chordata, Actinopteri, Cypriniformes, Cyprinidae. Gene Ontology annotation, biological process: regulation of transcription by RNA polymerase II. The record is from RefSeq and is a predicted model, not a curated record. Gene Ontology annotation, molecular function: DNA-binding transcription factor activity, RNA polymerase II-specific; zinc ion binding; RNA polymerase II cis-regulatory region sequence-specific DNA binding.
AUGCCACACGAGCUAUAUCCUCAUCAUAAGCGUCUUUCACCGAGUCACCAGGAGCCUUCGUCAUUGUGUCCGUCUGAGUGUGACAUUAAAGCGAGAGUUCUGCCUGACUGCAUCGCAGAGGCGCCCAGCUUGCAUCUCGGAGCGGGUAAAAAGCGGGCGGCCGCAGAAGGGGCCUGCGGGGCGCCAGUCAACAAGAGGAAAUCGCUUCUGAUGAAGCCCCGCCACUACAGUCCCAGUCCCUGCCCCAGCGAGGGGGACGGCGAGGAAGACCUGGCAAGCGCUCAGGACAAAGACGUGCCCAGGAACACUGACACUCCAGCAGAUGAGGACCUCAAUGGUGGUGAUGUUCUGGAAGACACUAUCUAUCACAACGCAAAGUCUCACCACUUGUUGUCAUGGUCAGAACGAACGAGUGAAGGUUCGCCAGACCUGGCGGCUCAGAUAUCCGAACACCAGAAUGAGCAAGAGGAGGAGGAGGAACACAGCCAGGACUUUGAAGACAAAAACCAAGAAGAGAUCAGAGCCAGUUAUCACCUGUCUCCAGACACAGAGGCAGAUGAAGAAGAAUGGAGCGCUCCUCCGUCCCUAACGAAGGUCAACGGGAUCCAUCACAGCCCCAGUCCACCUGCAGACGAUGCUCUUAUGAAGAGACUCCGGAUUGGACAGCAGCUGCACGAAGACGCUCUUUCUGCUUACAUGAACAGAAACAGUGCAGGGACCUUUAUGGAGGAGUAUGGCUCUGCAAGAGAGUUCAGCGACAGUGAGGAGGAGCUCCAGACGCCCAGGAUGGAGGAGCGAGGAGAUGUUUGGGGUCCAGGUCUGGUGGCCAGACGUCUGGAGCUGGACAGGGCCCGACUGAACCUCAGUCUUCUAGAGCAGGCCAUGGUGCUGCAGUCUGAACAUAGACAGGUCCUCCACAGUGCCUACAAAGACAUGGACCGCUUCCUCCUGGAGCAGAUGAACCACGAACGGAGACAGCAGAGGAUGCUGGAGAUAGACGCUCGAGCCAUGUACCACAGCAGCAAAGAUUCCCUUCAGACAGAAAAGAAAGACAUCAAAUGUCCGACCCCGGGCUGUGAUGGGACGGGUCAUGUGACAGGCCUCUACCCUCAUCACCGGAGUCUAUCAGGAUGUCCCCACAAAGUCAGAGUGCCCCCAGAGAUCCUCGCCAUGCACGAAAACGUCCUCAAGUGUCCGACCCCUGGCUGUACAGGAAGAGGUCAUGUCAACAGUAACCGUAGCACGCAUAGAAGUCUCUCAGGCUGCCCGAUAGCUGCUGCAGAGAAGAUCUCCAAACCGCAGGAGGAUCCCGCAAAUUGCAGACAGACGGCAGAGAGGAUGACGAGACCUUUAGGAAACAUGAAGAAAUUUGACUUCACGUACAGAUUUGCACAUCCUAUGGCAGCGUUGCAGGCCAGCAUGGCCAAAGACAUGGACAAGUACACUAAAGGCCAUUUUGACUACGCCAGUUUUGACGCCCAGGUCUUUGGCAAGCAGGCUCAGAUGGCAUCCGACCAGAGUCACGAAUCUUCACACUUUCCUGACUCCGCUCAGUUCCCCUGUUUUCUGGCUUCUGGUGGUCGUAUGAUCAUGACCGGAGACAACAGCCCCAGUCGCCAUAAAGCCCAAAGCAACGCCCUCCAGUCCAACAUCGCAUCCGCAGCCAUCCUCAACCUCUCCACCCGUUGCCGAGACAACGGCGAGGCCCUGCCCCCCAGCCGGCCCCUGGCAUCAUCCACAAAGGACUCGCUGAUAGAGGUGGACGAGAAUGGAACGCUGGAUUUAAGUAUGAAGAAAAAGAGAGAAAAGGCGAGGGACUGUCCCGUGAUGCCGGCGUUAGGAGACGGUCUUUUUAUCCCACCUGAACCUUCUCUAGCCAAAGCGGCGGGUCUCCAGAUCUCGCCGGCCAUCUACCACGUCCUCUAUGAACAGGACGCCUGGGACACGCCGCUGAACUACAGCAAAACACCUGCGCAGCAAGACAAAGAGAUGGAUCAGCUGGAGAAGGCGUCUCUCGAGGAUAAAGCAUACAAUGGAGAUGCAAACAUGGCAAAAAACAAGAUGCUCAUAAGAGACAACAAGAAAGAGCUGAUGAGUUGUCCGACACCAGGUUGUGAUGGUAGUGGUCAUGUGACAGGAAAUUAUGCAUCACAUAGAAGUGUAUCUGGUUGCCCGUUGGCUGACAAGACCCUGAAAUCACUAAUGGCUGCUAAUUCGCAAGAGCUCAGGUAAGAAUCAGCUAAAGUCGAGGGGUCGGGUCACAUCUGUGAUGCAUAUAAUCUUCAGUGAAAUCAGAGUGCAUUGUUUUGUUGUUAAUACGAUCGUAAGUAUAUAUUUCCCUUCUCGUGCACCAGGUGCCCGGUGGCAGGCUGUGACGGUCAGGGCCACGUGUCGGGUAAAUACACGUCUCAUCGCAGCGCAGGAAGUUGCCCCAUCGCCACCAAGCUGCAGAAGGAGAGCUCUGUGAACGGAUCUGCCUUCUCCUGGAAGCUCUGUAAACAGGAGCUUCCGCACUGCCCUCUGCCCGGCUGCAACGGCUUGGGUCACGCCAACAACGUCUUUAUCACACACAGGAGUUUGUCAGGAUGUCCACUAAACGCCCAGAGUAUCAAGAAGAAACUCUCCGAUGAGGAGAUGAUGACCAUCAAACUCAAAACCAGCAGCGGUAUCGAAAACAGUGAAGACAUGCAGCACUUGGAUCACGAAAUAAAGGAGCUAAAUGAAUCCAAUCUGAAGAUAGAAGCAGACAUGAUGCAGCUCCAGACUCAGAUUUCAUCUAUGGAGUGCAACCUGAAGACUAUCGAGGAGGAGAAUAAAAUAAUCGAGCAGCACAACGACAGUCUGUUGAAGGAGUUAGCGCAUCUCAGUCAAGCACUUAUCAACAGUCUCACAGAUAUCCAGCUGCCGCAGAUGGGUCCAAUAAACGAACAGAACUUCGAAGCCUACGUGAACACGUUGACGGAUAUGUACAACAAUUCAGAGCAGGAGUAUUCACCCGAAUGCAAAGCCUUACUGGACAGCAUCAGACAGGCCAUCAAGGGCAUUCACGUAUAAGGCCAAACUCUCGUUCACAACCCUUUGAUUGUCUGCAGAGGGCUGGCUUUGUCAUCUGUGCAAGAUAUGUCUCGUUUAA